Messenger RNA from Trifolium pratense (red clover), 1581 nucleotides. RefSeq names its product alternative oxidase 3, mitochondrial-like. Gene Ontology annotation, biological process: alternative respiration. NCBI's taxonomy places the organism in Eukaryota, Viridiplantae, Streptophyta, Magnoliopsida, Fabales, Fabaceae. Bases 257 to 1225 code for a protein of 322 amino acids. Gene Ontology annotation, cellular component: mitochondrion. Gene Ontology annotation, molecular function: alternative oxidase activity. The transcript is spliced from 4 exons. The record is from RefSeq and is a predicted model, not a curated record.
GGCAAGUAAUUUAAGCAUCUAUCUAUCUAAUAAUCUAAAACCAACAAACCACGUUACUAACACCUUCCACGACCUUUCUUCUUUUAUACUCCUUGUAACAAAUACAAAAUUGAAUACGAAUCUAAUUAUUAAUAUGCUACUAAGUUAUUAGUUCACACUGCACUCCUUGUUGUUGUAACUUGUAUAGUUGUAUGUAUAAAUAAGUCUCUAAUUCUGAGCCACUUUUUUCAUCCAAAGACAUUUGCAAACAUUCAACAUGAACCAUUUUUUAGUCAAGUCAACAGCACAAGCUCUCUUCCGGAGUAGCCGGAACUAUCACCGUAACUUCUCAACUGCAGCAAUCGCUCAGCUGAGUCACCAGCAUGGUGGCGGUGCGUAUGGAAGCUUCCACGGGCAGAGGAUGUCCACUCUGCCCGAGAAAAAAGAUCACCAGCCAGAGGAGAACAAGAACGAGAACAACAACGCAGCCGUUUCCAGUUACUGGGGGAUUGCUAGGCCCAAGGUUCUUAAGGAGGAUGGAACUGAGUGGCCAUGGAACUGUUUCAUGCCAUGGGAAAGUUAUAACUCAGACGUGUCAAUAGAUGUGACCAAGCAUCAUGUACCACAAUCAUCUGGAGACAAGUUUGCUUUCAGAUCUGUCAAGUUUCUAAGGGUUCUCUCUGAUCUAUAUUUCAAGGAACGGUAUGGAUGCCAUGCAAUGAUGCUAGAAACAAUAGCAGCCGUCCCAGGAAUGGUAGGAGGGAUGCUUUUACACUUAAAAUCUCUAAGAAAAUUUCAACACACUGGUGGUUGGAUCAAAGCAUUACUUGAAGAAGCAGAGAAUGAGAGAAUGCAUUUGAUGACAAUGGUUGAGCUUGUGAAACCAAGUUGGCAUGAGAGGCUUUUAGUUAUUACAGCACAAGGUGUUUUCUUCAAUGCAUUCUUUGUUUUUUACAUUCUGUCACCAAAAACAGCACACAGGUUUGUUGGUUAUUUGGAAGAAGAAGCUGUGAUUUCAUAUACACAAUAUUUAAAUGCAAUUGAAAGUGGUAAAGUUGAAAAUGUACCUGCUCCUGCUAUUGCAAUUGAUUAUUGGAGACUUCCUAAGGAUGCAACUCUUAAGGAUGUUGUUACUGUUAUUCGUGCUGAUGAGGCUCAUCAUAGGGAUGUCAAUCACUUCGCUUCGGAUAUUCACCAUCAAGGAAAAGAAUUGAAAGAGGCUCCAGCUCCUGUUGGUUAUCAUUGAUGGAGGCAUUGUUUUUUGUCAAAUUUAUUGAUCAAAUAGUAGUAUUUUUCUUUUUUCUAGCCUUUGUUGUCUAAACAUUCAAUUUGUGCCUGAAUUGUUUGAUAAAUAAUGUAUUUUCAGUGGGCAUUUUGUAACCUGAAAGUUUAUCAAUAGAUUCAAUACUCAACAGGGUUGAUACUUAGUAGAAUGGAGUUAACAGGAAUUUAUAAUAGUUUGGCUUGGACAUAGAUUAAUGGAAGGAAAUAGGGGAAGUGGUAUGUUUUGGUGUUGAGAUAUCAAUUUGUGUUGAUGUACUGAUAUGGCACAUCUUGUGUCUAAUUAAAAAUAUAAACAUUCAAUAUCAGUUUGUUUUACAA